Messenger RNA from Onychomys torridus (southern grasshopper mouse), 1184 nucleotides. It is a transcript of the gene Zar1l, whose product is annotated as zygote arrest 1 like. Gene Ontology annotation, cellular component: cytoplasm. Gene Ontology annotation, molecular function: mRNA base-pairing post-transcriptional repressor activity. The transcript is spliced from 4 exons. The coding region runs from base 306 to 1184 and encodes 292 amino acids. Lineage: Eukaryota; Metazoa; Chordata; Mammalia; Rodentia; Cricetidae. Gene Ontology annotation, biological process: translation. The record is from RefSeq and is a predicted model, not a curated record.
GAUGAACAAAAUAGUCACCAAGAGAAUCCAUGAAUGAAAUAAUUAAUUACAGCUCCUGCUGGAGAAGACAGAUGAAAAACAGCCUUGAGGAAAAAGAGCUGAGAACUGCAAAUUGAAAAGGUAGGAAAACAAUUAGGAGUCACAUGGCUAGCUCCCUCCUUCAAUUAGGGAGCUAAGGGGGCAGCUCUCACUCUGGAAUAAAUGAAGAAACCUGGGUGAACCCGAACCAGAUCUACAAGGAGGAAGAGACAGGUAGGGGGUGGGGAGCAGAACAGGAGCACAGACUCCGGCAGGAAACUACCCCAAUGGAGCGCUUUGUCCAAGUUCCUUACAGCUUCCAGCAAGGCUAUGGGAGCACACUGCCUUUGAGCCACCCUGGCCUCUGGAGUCACUGUAAACAGCAAGACUGGAGGCAAAACGUGGGUCCUCCUGUUUUCCUAGCCAGGCCAGGGCCUACAGUACCAGCAAAUGCCUCUGAGUCCUGCAUGUACCCUUACAAGAGGGCUCAGCUUCAGGCCAUUCUCACCCAGAUGAACCCCAACCUGAGUCUACGGCUAUGCAAGGCCAACACUAAAGACGUGGCUGUACAGGUGAGCCUUCGGGUGGACAAGUCGGUGCAGUGCUCACUGGGGCCUCAGACCCUAUACAGCAGCUCCCUCUGGGACAGAACCAGCCUCAGGAAGCCCGCAGAAGCUUACUGGAGGAGAGCCUUGAUCCGGCUACCCAAGGAUGAGGAACACAGAGAAAGCCAAGAGCUUACGGGAUGUGCAGAGGCCAGUCCACAUACAUCAAAGCCAGACGGUGACAAGCAGGAGAGCCUCUUACAGCUGAAGGAAGUCGAGGAGGAAGAUACCCCCAGCCCUCGGGACAGGAAAAGCAAGCUGUUUUUGGAACCAAAAUACGGCUAUUUUCACUGUAAAGAUUGUAAGACCAGAUGGGAGAGUGCUUACGUGUGGUGCAUCUCUGGUACCAAUAAAGUUUAUUUCAAACAACUCUGUUGCAAGUGCCAAAAGAAAUUCAAUCCUUACCGAGUAGAAGCAAUCCAGUGUCAGACCUGCUCAAAAUCCUGUUGUUCCUGUCCUCAGAAGAAAAGACACAUUGAUAUCAGGAGGCCACAUCGCCAGGAGCUUUGCGGUCGCUGCAAAGACAAGAGAUUCUCCUGUAGCAAUGUUUACAUCCUGUGA